Messenger RNA from Penicillium cinerascens, 1536 nucleotides. RefSeq names its product Iwr1 domain-containing protein. Gene Ontology annotation, cellular component: cytoplasm. The record is from RefSeq and is a predicted model, not a curated record. NCBI's taxonomy places the organism in Eukaryota, Fungi, Ascomycota, Eurotiomycetes, Eurotiales, Aspergillaceae. Bases 1 to 1536 code for a protein of 511 amino acids. Gene Ontology annotation, biological process: protein import into nucleus. The transcript is spliced from 3 exons.
AUGGCUCUCCCGCCAGAGCAGAUCAACAUUAAACGCCGUCGCGAGGAGGAGCCCGUGGAGACCCUGUAUAUCCAGUCCGCGCUGCACCAAACCAAGCGCCGCUUCACAGACUUUGUCUUCCAGCGCGUCACGAUCAGCAGUAAGGACGUCCAAAAUGACACUGCCCCAGCACCACACCCAGCCGCGCAGAGACUCCUGCGCAGUCCCCGCUCCGUAAGCAGCUUGCACGCUCCUAAGACUCGAGCCGCGCAAUCUGUCUCCUCCAGCGGUGUGCCCUUGGUGCGAGCUACCUCUCCAGGAGCGGAGAUCCGCGACGCGCAACGGGCAGCCGCUGCGCAGAAAGAGACCGAGGAGAAACGUAAGCGUGCUUUGCAACCAUCUCCUUCUUUUCAGCCUGCGCCAGUGUCUGGUGCAGAAUCUCCGGUCAAGGCGACGGAAGAACAGCGCUCUGCUGCUCCGUCACCUAGCCAGGCACAUUCGGUGCGCCGGUUCCAGAUCUCCAGGUCCAGUAGUCCUAGCCUGGGUUCUCUCCGCGGCUCGGGUGGUAUCCAUAAGCGCCGGGAUGGUGCUUCGCCACGAGUAGCUGUUCUCGUUGAACAGCUGCGACGAAAGCCGCAUUCACGCCAGGCUUCGAUGGUCGCAGACCUGGUCGGACGAGCACAGGCCGAAGGACUUGACGAUGACGCUACAAAUAUGGUAAACGUGUCACCCAUCAAACCCAGGAAACGGCCCGUGGUGAACAAGGCCGAGAAGCGGUGGAGAGAAGAGCGACAGAGUGCCAUCUCAGCAGCGAAGCAGCAUCUCUCCGAGACAUUUGAAAAAUCCGCACAAGCGAAGCAGAGUACCUGGGACGAAGAGUCGGAGCGUCUUGCACGCGAGUUCGAGCAAGUCGCGCUGGAGAUGGAACAGGAUAUGGACGUUGACCAGAGUGAAAGUCCUGUGGCACCUAAGCAGCCAUCUCAGUAUACGCCUGUUUCUGCGCCGAAGCCGUUGAAGGUCCAGCCGCGGUUGCCCAAGCAGCCUCGUGCGGUGCAACAACCGACAGAGUCGGGUAUGGAGGAUGGUUCUGCUCAGGCGGAGGAUAAUGAUGAGGACUACGUCUACGAUGUCUACAUCCGCCGGCCAUUGGCCGAGUCUGAUAUGCUUACGAACCCGCUGGCCGAACUCGAAUCUGAUCAGCAGAUAAAGCAACUCGAGGCAGCCAACCGGGGCAUUGGUGUCAUUGUCAUCACCGCCGAGGACGAGGAAGUAUGGGAACACUUUGUCGAGGAUGACGAAGAAGAAUGGGAUAGUGAGGACGCGGAUUCCAAUGCCGAAAACAACCCAGCCAACGACUACCCAGAUGAAGAACUCUCGUCUGAAGACGAAAACGACGAUCCAACCGCCAUUUACAGCAAAUAUCGCCGCCAAGCGACGUCCGAUGACGAAGAGUUCGAUCUUGAUUAUUCCGACGGUGAGGGUGGCGCGCAUUUCGGAUCUGGAUAUGGAUACCAACCGCGCUAUGGUGGCAUGGAUUCUGACGAAGAGAGCUUUUGA